Molecule: messenger RNA, 1410 nt
Organism: Actinia tenebrosa (Australian red waratah sea anemone)
Lineage: Eukaryota; Metazoa; Cnidaria; Anthozoa; Actiniaria; Actiniidae
Product: thyroxine 5-deiodinase
Biological process (GO): thyroid hormone metabolic process
Molecular function (GO): thyroxine 5'-deiodinase activity
Source: RefSeq, a predicted model, not a curated record
GGUGUAGAUGGAUUGUAGCCACAUUGACAUGCUCCACUGUCAGAAAGCUAAGUCAAGACUAAGGAGGCAAGACAAAUCAUUGGUAUACGAAAGCGUGCAUUGAAACAGCGCGCAAACAGCUGCAGAGACAAAAACCCGGUUGGAAGAAAACCCCCGGUAGCAAUGGUCAUGUUUGAAUUCCUGAUUUGGACCUAGGAACGACGCAACACGAAUAAACUUUGAGCAAGGAAGGCUUAAGGAAAUAACAAAAUAUGCGCAGGUUAAUGGCUGUGAUAAUUCCCAGAGAAGAUAUUUUCGUCAGUGCCUUUAUUAAGAACCGGAAAGCCUAAAAGUCUAGGUUUAAUAUUAUUAUAUAACAUGCGAUUUUACGGUUUGCCGGACAUCGGGAUCAAAAUGAGGUCAUAGAGCCCAUUCUUAUCGUGCUUGGAGUGAGCGACAACUUGUAUAUGUUCGCGUGCUCGUCUUUAGAAAUUCAGAUACCUAUCUGAACGUGGGAAGAGAGGAGUGCGGACAAACAAACACAAGCCAAGCUUGCAGUUCUGCAGCAAUGGGUGCGUCUUCAAAAGUUCUCAUUCUCUACUAUGCAAUUUCAGUUAUUUUGUUGCUGGUAUUUGGAAUUUUGAAGUUACUGCAGAAAAUCUGUUGGAUGGAAGGAGCGAUCACUGGCCUCAUAAAGAUGGUUUCAACUAUUGAUAUGCCAAAAGAGGAUUACUGGGAAAACUUAUUUGGAUGGGAAAUGUUCAAGGCUCAACAAAAAUGUCUCCAACGCGAUCUAAUGAAAGAAGCUCAAAAGGGACGUCCAGCCCCCAACCCUCAUCUUGUGUCACUUGACGGAAGCAAGUAUUUUCAGCUGCUUGAUUUUGCACGCGGCAGCCGUCCACUAGUCGUUAACUUCGGCAGUUGCACGUGUCCAGUUUUCAUGGAAAGACUGCAGCAAUUUGGAGAGAUCGUCGAGGAGUUCAGCCCCAUUGCAGACUUCUUAACAGUUUACAUAGAAGAAGCACACCCGAUAGAUGAAUGGAAACUCGAGGGAAACAUCGAGAUUUUACAGCACAGAACGCAGCAGGAACGUUGCCACGCAGCAAGAACUCUCUUGGACCUUGGUAAAGUACAUAGUGAAUCUCCGCUUGUGGUAGACACAAUGGAAAACGUCGCAAACAAUGCUUUUGGAGCAUUACCCAUAAGAUUGGUUGUCAUACAAAAMGGACAAGUCAAGUACACUGGAGGAAUUGGACCCACAUUCUACGAAACAGCAGAUAUUCGCCAGUGGCUUUCAGUUUACAGGAAAAAAAAACACCCGCCAGAGGGCGUAAAGAAGGCCCCUUCUCUUUUUGUUUUAUUCCCUUUUUUGAUUUUAUUUCCCAAUAGCAAUGCUGUAAUAAUUUCACAUUAAAAACAUAUGCCUGUUUG